Molecule: messenger RNA, 1731 nt
Organism: Malassezia japonica
Lineage: Eukaryota; Fungi; Basidiomycota; Malasseziomycetes; Malasseziales; Malasseziaceae
Exons: 2
Coding region: 1-1731 (576 amino acids)
Biological process (GO): transmembrane transport; carbohydrate transport
Cellular component (GO): plasma membrane
Molecular function (GO): carbohydrate:proton symporter activity
Source: RefSeq, a predicted model, not a curated record
AUGAAGCUGCGCCACAAAGUGUAUGGUUCACCCGUGGGUAUCGUUACCUACCUGGUGGCGAUCCUCGCCUCUAUGGGUGGCUUUCUUUUCGGAUGGGACACGGGUCAAAUUGCCGAUCUCAUGCUCAUGGAAGACUUUAUGAUCCGCUUUGCGGAAUACCACCCUGACCCUACGAACCCAGCUGCGUUCCCUUUCAAAUGGAAUUCUUGGUACCAAGGUCUCAUUGUGGGUCUUCUUAGCAUUGGUGCUAUUGUGGGAGCGCUGUGCGGCUCGCCCGUCGCCGACCGCUUUGGCCGCAAGAUUGGUAUUACCACUGGUUGUGUAAUCUGUCUCGUGGGUCUUAUUAUCCAGGUGUCCUCCGUGAGCGCCUGGCAGCAAAUUGCCAUUGGCCGUCUGAUCGUCGGUAUUGCAAUUGGCUGGCUUAGUGCGGCUGUCCCUCUUUACCAGUCCGAAACGGUGCCCCGCCAGGUGCGUGGUGCACUCGUCGGCACCUACCAACUGUUUGUUACGCUUGGCAUUCUUUUGUCUUAUGUCACUUGCUAUGGUACGCGGUACUACAGUUCCGGCGGCUCUCUUCAAUACCCUCAAUGGCAAAAGCAGCCCACUUCACUCGGUCUUAACCCAUCGUCGGCCCAAUGGCGCGUUCCGAUUGGUCUUGGCUUUGCCUGGGCGCUGAUUUUGGGUGUGGGUAUCUUGUUCUGCCCGGAGAGCCCGCGUUGGCUCGGGUCGCGUGGCCGCUACGAUGAGAUGCUGCACGUUUUGGCCAUGGUCCGUGGCGUGGAAGAUAACGAUCCUUAUGUUUUGACUGAAUUUUACGACAUUAAGCAGGAAGUGCUGGAAGACUCGAAGGUGGAGCAAAAGGGCUGGCUCGACUGCUUCCGCUGGGAAGACAAGACGCUGUACCGCACUGUUCUUGGUAUGCUCCUUCAAUCCGGACAACAGCUUACCGGUGCCAACUACUUCUUCUACUAUGGUGCUACCAUUUUCCAGUCGGUCGGCAUCAGCGACUCGUACAUUACCCAGAUUAUUCUUGGUGCUGUGAACACUGGUACUACCUUCUGGGGCUUGUACGCUCUGGACCGUUUCGGUCGUCGUAUGUGUCUGCUUGUUGGUGCUGCCUGGAUGGUGAUGUGGCUCAUCAUUUUCGCAACGGCCGGUGUUGUGGGUAAGCCCAUUGCAUUCCACCUCUCGGGUGAACCGCCGAACCCCGCCCACUCGGACGGGUACAACAAGUCGAUCGGCACACUGAUGAUUUGUUCUGCUUGCUUCUACAUUCUCGCAUUUGCUAGUACCUGGGGCCCCGGUGUGUGGUCGGCCAUUGCCGAGUUUUGUGCUCCUCAGACGCGUACCAAGCAAUACGCCUUGGCCACGAUGAGCAACUGGGUCUGGAACUUCUGCAUUGGGUUCUUCACCCCGCCUAUCACCGGCGACAUCAAUUUCUACUACGGCUACAUCUUUGUUGGAUGUAAUGUGGCCAACUUCCUCAUUGUAUACUUCUUCCUCUACGAGACCAACAACCUUACUCUCGAGGCUGCCAAUGACAUGUACCUGGACCCUAACGUCAAGGCAUGGACUUCGACAAAGUGGGUUCCGGAAGGAUACGACACUCGUCUCGGUGUCAAGCAGGAUGUGGAGACGCGUGUUCAGGAGGUGGGCGGUGUUGCCGGCCUUCCAGACCCGGAUAUGCAAAACAAGGCUAGUGAUCUGCGCGUGGGCGACAAAGAUUUCUAG